This is a messenger RNA of Mus musculus (house mouse), 1820 nucleotides long. RefSeq names its product PRAME like 23 (gene Pramel23). The record is from RefSeq and is marked validated. Lineage: Eukaryota; Metazoa; Chordata; Mammalia; Rodentia; Muridae. Gene Ontology annotation, biological process: positive regulation of cell population proliferation; negative regulation of apoptotic process; negative regulation of DNA-templated transcription. The transcript has 4 exons. Bases 90 to 1457 code for a protein of 455 amino acids.
UGAAGCCUGCAGUUACAGCUUUUCCCUGCCAGAAUAUAGUGAUCUGUUGCCAUUGUCCAGAUCAGAAUGACUCUUUCAAAGAAGACACAAUGAAUGUCAACUCUCCACCCACCCUCAUGAAACUGGCAAGUCAGAGGCUACUGAGGGAGGAGGCCUUGGCCAUUUCUGCUCUCAAGGACCUACCCAAUAUGCUGUUCCCAGUGAUGUUUGAGGAGGCCUUCAUUAAUGGUCAUACUAAGAUCUUGAAGGCCAUGAUACCCUUGUGGCCCUUCCCAUACUUUUCUUUAGGAAUGAUGAUAAAGAACCUGACCCUAGAUACAUUGAAGGCUGUUCUUCAGGAAAUAGAUAUACUUAUUUCAAAAGUGGUGCAUUCCAGUAGGUGCAAACUCAAAGAGAUCAAAUGGAAGAAUACAGACUAUGGUUUGCAAGGAAUAUGGCCUGGGUCCCAUGAAUUUGAUGGCUUAUCAGAGUUCAUGGAACAGAAGCAGCCUGACUGUGGGGUGAAGAAAGAAUUGAAGGUGAUAACUCAUCUCAAACUCAUGGAGGGCAGCCUUGAUGAAUGUGCUACAUACUUGUUGCAGUGGGCCCAGCAGAGAAAAGAUUCAAUUCAUCUAUGCUGUAGAAAGCUGAAGAUUCAGGGCUCAAUCAACGCCACAGUUAUAGAAAUCUUCAAAAUUGUACAUGCAGACUGUAUACAAGAGCUGGAGCUAUGUUGUCUUUGCCUGGAAGAUUUGGAUUUUCUUAACCCUUACCUGAAACAGAUAAACAACCUUAUUAGACUCAAACUAGAUGAAAUCAAAGGUACUGUCAGUAUGGGUGAAUCUAGAAAUAUUGAUGAGGAGAAAGUGAUCACAUUGAUAUCUCAACUUCCCACACUCCAACAUCUCGAGAAACUCUGUAUAAAUGAUGUCUCUUUUAUAGAAGGCAACCUGAAAGAAUGCCUCAGGUGCCUGAAAAAGACCUUGGAGAUACUUUGCAUCACUAACUGUUACCUCUUACAGUCAGACUUGGAUUACCUGCCCUACUGCCUGAAUAUUUUGGAGCUCAAAUGUCUGGACUUUAGUAAUAUACCUUUAAGUCAUUUAUUCCUUGAGCAUCUUAGAUUUCUUUUUGAGAGAGUUAGACAUACCCUGGAAUGCCCGAUAUUGAAGUCAUGUGAAAUGGGAGAAUCUCAGUUCAACAGCCUACUGCCUGCCAUAAGUCAGUGUUGCCAACUCACAGAAGUCAAUUUCUAUGAUAAUGAACUCUCUCUGAUUUUCCUGAAAAAAUUUCUACACCACACAGCCAAGCUUAGCCAGCUAACUUAUGAGCUGUACCCUGCCCCUCUGGAGUGCUAUGAUAACAGAGAUAUAAUACUAUCACACAGAUUAGAAAAUUUUUGUCCUGAGCUCCUGAAUAUACUCAGGGCCAAAAAGACAGCCCAAGGAGGUCACCUUUGCUACAACCCAAUGCUAUAACUGUGGUGGAUCCUAUGUUUAUAAUCUGGAGACACAACAUUGCUUUUUUGAAAAAUACUUUCUGUUGGAUUGACUGUGGAAUGUAGAAAUGGAAGCUUAGUAUUGGGGAUUGAUAAAAUUUUAAGUUAUUAUAUGUUGCUGGAAAAAGUAUGUAUAUAUCAAUCACCUAAAUGUCUGAGACACACUAGAGGCAAGAUCCUCCUGUGAGAUGGUGAACGAAUGUUGCAUCUGCAAAAAGUGUCAAUCACUCUUUCUCCUCUAGAAUUUUUGUAGUUGUGGAGUGUGUUACAAUAGAGGCACCCUUCCAUGAGGAUAUUGUUCCCCUCUGUGGACUGCAUACAAUAAAUGUAAUGACUUUCUGCA